AUGGCAAGACUCAAAGCAAAAAUCACCGCUUUUGAACAAAAAGAAAGCGAAUCUCUGUACGAGGCUUGGGAACAAUUCAAAGGAUCACUCAGAAAGUGUCCUCAACAUGGAAUUGAAGCAUGGGAGAAAGCAAGAAUCUUUUUCCAAGGGAUGACGUCCAGCACAAGAACACUGGUAAAUGCUGCUGCAGGAGGCUCCUUGAAAACAAAAAUUGCACAGGAAGCGCUAGAAUUGUUGGAAUCCUUAGCAUCUCAAGAAUUUGACAAUGCUCCUGUCCCAGUUGCACCAAGAAGAGCAGGAAUUAUGAAGCUUGAAGGCUAUGAUGCACUCUUAGCCCAAAAUGAACAAUUGCUACAAAUACACAAGAAACAACAAGAACUAUUAGAUGCUCUUAAUAAAAAAUUUAAUAUUUCUCAAGUUUCUUCUGUUAAUAAUUCUAAUAUUAAAUGUGGUAUUUGUGCAGAAGCUCAUGCUACUGAAGACUGCGACUUCAUGAGAGCACCUGAAACUGCUGAAGUAAACGAACUCUGGUAUGAUCAGAAGAACCAAAAAGAUCUAGGAAGGAACCAGUAUGGGAAUGACUAUAAUCAAGGGUGGAAGAAUCAGAAUCAACAUCCAGGUGCAAAUGCUUUCAGAGAGGACACAUCUGUUUUCAUGCAAGAGACUAGAGCAGCACACCGGAAUCAAGAAGCUUCCAUAAGAAAUCUGGAAAUUCAGGUUGGCCAGUUGUCAAAGAAAUUUUCUGAGAGAGCUCAGGUCGAAAAGAAACUAUUCAAGUGGGAGAAGAAGAAAGCUGUAGAAAGACAGAACAAGCCAUUGGAUCUCUCCCCUUAUGCUCGAAUCCCUUAUCCUCAGAGAUUAAAGAAAGAUAUUCAGAAGCAGCAGUAUUCAAAGUUUUUAGACAUAUUCAGGAAAUUGCAGAUCAACAUCCCUUUUGCUGAAGCUUUAGAGAACAUGCUCAACUAUGCAAGGUUUAUGAAGGAUUUAUUAUCAAGGAAGCGUAAGUUGCAAGAAUGUGAGACAAUGAAUCUGACCGAAGAAUGUAAUGCUAUCAUCCAAAAGAAGUUACCUACCAAAGUCAAGUAUCUAGGGAGCUUCAGCAUUCCAUGCACUAUAGGCAAAGUGGAAGUGGACAAUGUUUUAUGUGAUCUUGGAGCUAGCAUCAAUGUCAUGCCGCUCUCCAUGAUGAAGAAGCUAGGGAUUACUGAAGUGAAGCCCACAAAGACGAUAGUGCAACUGGCUGACCACUCUUCAAAGCAAGCUUAUGGCAUCAUUGAAGACAUAUUGGUAAAGGUAGAAAAAUUCAUCAUUCCUAUUGAUUUUGUCAUCCUUGACAUUGAAGAAGAUGCCACAAUUCCUAUGAUUUUUGGAAGACCCUUCUUGGCAACUUCAGGAGCACUGAUUGAUGUACUAAAAAUUGAGUUGAUCUUACGGGUAGACAGAGAGCAAGCAAUUUUCAAAUUCUUUGACAAAGAAGUCCCUUCAUCCGUAGCUCAACUGGAAGAUCAAGUGAAGAAAAGGGAAACAAGAGAACGACUAGUUGUUUUUUAUUUCUCACACGAUUUCUUUGUAGAUUUAAAUCUGUUGUUGAGGACAGCAACAUUUAAAUCUGGGAAUGGUGAACGCGCGAUUCAUCUAAGCAUAAUUUAG
This is a messenger RNA of Gastrolobium bilobum, 1650 nucleotides long. RefSeq lists its product as uncharacterized. The transcript is spliced from 4 exons. The record is from RefSeq and is a predicted model, not a curated record. Lineage: Eukaryota; Viridiplantae; Streptophyta; Magnoliopsida; Fabales; Fabaceae. Bases 1 to 1650 code for a protein of 549 amino acids.